Molecule: messenger RNA, 742 nt
Organism: Coregonus sp. 'balchen'
Lineage: Eukaryota; Metazoa; Chordata; Actinopteri; Salmoniformes; Salmonidae
Source: the annotation of a GenBank genome assembly
AUGUACUGUGAUCUCCAACAGACCUACGCAAACGGAACGUUGACCCUGGAAGGGGAGAAGGAAGAGGGACGAGGGAAAGUUCCCUUUGACCCCUUCCAGAGGUCAACCUCGGUCAUGGUUGGUGAGUACGGCUGAUUCUGAUAUCUACUGUACCUCCGCACAAGGAUGGUGUUGUAGAAUAGUGCACCCACGAUUAUAAAUAAAACUAUUAUGAAGAAAGUGUUGGGAAAAAAAGUGGACCCACACUGAAAGUUGUGUUUUUGAUCUAAAAUACAUUACCCGAUUAACUUCAUUCACUUCUUCACAGUCUUUUAGAGAUUGAUUAUUUCAGUUCUGAUGAUUGUCAUUGUUCCUCGUCUGUCAGGGACAGAACUAUAUUCAGCCACAGUGGUGAACAUUCUGGGUACUGAGCAGGUGUUCCAGCAUCAUUCCUUCUCGGCUGUCAGGACCGAACACAGACAGUCCUGGCUUAACAGUAAGCUCCAACUCCUCUGUUUUAAAUGUAGUACUCACUAUCAACUACAAAAUAUGUUGACUAUAAACUACUGUGACACCUGAAUAUGGACAUUCCACAGAGAUAUAGCAGUUUUAAAUUGAUCAUUUUCUUUAUUCAAUAUGCCUUAUAUAAUGGAUCCCAAGUGGCAUUAUGUCUGUGUUUUCAAUCUCAUUGAGAAAACUGAACUGUCUUUUUUCAGAGCCCUCCUUCGUACACUUGGACGUCGUGCCCCUAGAGUUAUAUUAA